Messenger RNA from Rotaria sp. Silwood1, 2393 nucleotides. The record is from the annotation of a GenBank genome assembly. Lineage: Eukaryota; Metazoa; Rotifera; Eurotatoria; Philodinida; Philodinidae.
GUGUGGGUGUGGGUGUGGGUGGGUGUGAGUGUGGGUGUGGGUGUUGGUUGGGUGGGUGUGGGCAUUCAUGAGACACACCCACACAUCCACACCCCAUACCUACACCCACACCCACCCACACCCUAAUGUUCAAUGAUCAAUUAUUUAUGGAUAGAGCCAUAAACGCUUCUUAAUCCACCGCUGACAUUACACAAUUCUCGCAUGACUUUGUAUCUUCUCUAUUCUUCAAGACUUAAGGUUGUGUCGUCAAAGAAGCUCUAGUAGAAGAUGAUUGUAUAGUAUCACUUAUUCUACUGCAUCAGAAUUUUCGAGUAGAUGAAAGGCAUAUCGUAAUUCAAGAAUGCAAUCGAUUUCUAAUCUCAGCUCUUCCCGCUGACUUCCAAGUACUCAAGGUUUUGUUUGAUAAAAGAACUCAAGGUCUCAAUAAUAAGUUGAUUCAUUGAUCUAGUACCAUAGUAGAUUUGUACUUGAUUGCCAUGUAAUAAUUUUUCGCCCAUAACUUCGAAUGAAGUAUUCUUUUGCGUGAGAAAAAAAUUUCCAUUCAAUAGCUUUCUGUUUAGAGCAUCACUAGUGACACUUUGAUGUGCGACUGAUAAAAUAACAUCAAUAAAUAGCAUCUAAUUAAGGACAAGUAUUGUUCUGCACAUGACGUACACAAUAAUUUACACACAUUUUUAUACUGAUAUCUUUUUUUUCUUCACUUCUAGCUCGUUGGCUCCUUGUUACUUCUUAUGUAAUUGAUAGUCACUGUCAAAAAGAAUAACUUGUUGGAUGCUGCACGCAGCAAAUAAUGGAUAGAAAGAUCUGCACCAAAUCUGCAUUCAUAUCUAUGAAAAUGCAUAAAGAGUGACGGUAAAUAGAAUAUACAUGUGUUGAUGAGAAUAAACUCAUGUUGUUUUAAGGUAAAUAUAGUCAACAUGAUGAUGUAUUUGCUGUGCGUCGACACGUCACAUUAAUUUCUUCUCCACAUCCAAGUUAUCGCACAGUAUGACUCUCAUUUUAAAGACUUUUACAUGAACAGAAAUAAAUACGGAAGAAAAGAACUACAUUACUAUAAAGACAGGAUUUGCGCAGAAUUUUUUUCCUUUUUUAUUAUUAUCACAUCGAUAAUGAAAGCCAGGUCUAAAUCAUGCUUCCAAGAGUUGCGACGAAGCACAGCGAUUUUUAUCAAGAAAAAACAAAAGAUGUUUCUUGCUAUCACAGGAAUAGCAAAAGAAAUGUGCACUUUAGUGAGCUAAACAUACAUUUGACGUUGGCGUUCUAUUGACAGAGAGAAAGAAAGUGGAAGAAAAAAAGUCAUUGCUCUUCAUUUGCGCACUCUUCUAAUCAUGAACGUUUUAAGAAUUCUCAUAUUUUUCACUGCUUAUUUAUUGAUUGAUACUCGUUUUUCGAUGUAUCAAUCAGAUCAAUAUGGAUUAAACCAUGCCACAAAUAUAUACUUCGAUUGUUUGUACGCUCAUCUGAUCGAUGAUUCGAAUCAGAAUCAGGAGCCUUACAUUCGCAACUCUCAUUUGAUUCCAUACUGCAGACGACCUGAUCUGAAAGAUGAUCUACAUUCAGUAACUCUGAACAACAAAGCAGCACAAAUCAUCAGCUUUGCUACAUUAUCUAAGCAAGGUAUUACCGGCGAGCAGCUACUCGCUUGGUCAGUACCAAUCGAUGUAGCUGAGCAUUAUGAAAAAAAUCAUGGCAACAUCGAUGAAGUUCUGUACAAUUGUUCAUUUCCGUGGUUCGGUCCAAUGUGUCAAUAUUACUUAGAUAAUACUACUUUGUUCUCAUUUAGUGAUAUUGUUCGAUCAAACUUUGCUAAUCGUUCUCCCACUAUGAUUAAUAUCACCACUGGUACAUGUUACUCAUUGUUGCCUAACUGUGAUCGUGGUCCAUGGCCACUAUGUUUAGAUUGGCGUGAAAUUUGCGAUCAGAAAAUCGAUUGUCUUAAUGGAGAAGAUGAAAUGUGGUGUCAAGUUUUAGAGAUAACAAAAUGUGCAGAAGAUGAAUAUCAAUGUCACUAUGGUGGUCAAUGUAUUCCAUUAGAAUUCUUACGCGAUAGUCGAGUCAGUGUCGAUUGUCUCGAUGCUAGUGACGAACCCGAAUUUUAUGUUGUACCACUAUUCCCAUCGUUUAAUUGGAACUGUAUCAAUAUUCCAACUUUUCAAUGUGAGGAACGUACUGCUCGGUAUGGUCGCUCAUUUCCUUGUGGUGAUGGAGAAUACAUCUUGAGAAAUAUUAUGCCAGCACCACGAACUUACUGCCAGAAUCAGCGUGACAAAGAAUUCACUCGUAUUCUUCUCACAUCUUUUGAUUUUAUGCCAGAUGAUGACUGCCGACAUGCAUUCUUUUGUUCCUUGCAUGCCAAUCGUAGUUUUGGUAAGUUAAAAAAGACGAGAGGUUAA